Molecule: messenger RNA, 2741 nt
Organism: Psammomys obesus (fat sand rat)
Lineage: Eukaryota; Metazoa; Chordata; Mammalia; Rodentia; Muridae
Gene: Mad1l1
Product: mitotic arrest deficient 1 like 1
Exons: 18
Coding region: 105-2258 (717 amino acids)
Biological process (GO): attachment of mitotic spindle microtubules to kinetochore; mitotic spindle assembly checkpoint signaling
Cellular component (GO): nuclear envelope; mitotic spindle; kinetochore
Source: RefSeq, a predicted model, not a curated record
GCAGUGUGGCUGGCCGUGCGUGUCUCGCGGGCGCUGCGCGCGCUGCCGGGCCGUGUCUGGACCACAGGACGGAGCUGUCCGCCGCGAUCGGGAGGCGCGUGGCCAUGGAAGACCUCGGGGAGAACACCACAGUCCUGUCCACCCUGAGGUCGCUGAACAACUUCAUCUCUCAGCGAGUAGAGGGAGGAUCAGGCCUGGGUGUGUCGGCCCCUGCCUCGGGGUCCCUGCAGCUGCAGUAUGAGCAGAACAUGCAGCUGGAGGAGAGAGCCGAGCAGAUCCGUUCGAAGUCCUACCUCAUCCAGGUGGAGCGGGAGAAGAUGCAGAUGGAGCUGAGCCACAAGAGGGCUCGAGUGGAGCUGGAGAGAGCCGCCAGCACCAGUGCCAGGAACUACGAGCGCGAGGUGGAUCGCAACCAGGAGCUCCUGGCACGCAUUCGCCAGCUCCAGGAGCGUGAGGCCGAGGCGGAAGAGAAGAUGCGGGAGCAGCUGGAGCGCCACAGGCAGUGCAGGCAGAGCCUGGAAGCUUCCAGCCAGCAGCUUCGGGAACGGGAGGAUGGCCUGGCUGCAGCCAAGGAGACCAUUAAUUCCUUGAAGGGGCGUGUCUCCGAGCUGCAGUUGAGUGCGAUGGACCAGAAGGUCCAGGUGAAGCGCCUGGAGUCUGAGAAGCAGGAGCUGAAGGAGCAGCUGGACCUGCAGCAACGGAAAUGGCAGGAGGCAAAUCAGAAGAUCCAGGAGCUGCAGGCCAGUCAAGAAGAGAGAGCUGACCAAGACCAGAAGAUUAAGGACCUGGAGCAGAAGCUGUGCCUGCAGGAGCAGGACGCGGCUGUGGUGAAGAGCAUGAAGUCUGAGCUUCUGCGGCUGCCUAGGAUGGAGCAUGAGCUAAAGAGGCUGCGCGAGGAGAAUGCUCAUCUGAGGGAGAUGAAGGAGACCAACGGGCUGCUCACAGAGGAGCUGGAAAGUCUGCAAAGGAAGCUGGGCCGCCAGGAGAAGAUGCAGGAAGCUCUGGUUGACCUGGAGCUGGAGAAGGAGAAGCUGCUUGCAAAGCUGCAGAGCUGGGAGAAACUGGACCAGACCAUGGGCUUAAAUCUCAGGACUCCGGAGGACCUUUCCAGGUUCGUGGUUGAGCUGCAGCAGCGGGAGCUCGCCCUGAAGGAGAAGAAUAACACCAUUAGCAGCAGUGCCCGGGGUCUGGAGAGGGCCCAGCAGCAGCUCCAGGAUGAGGUCCGGCAGGUCAGUGCACAGCUGCUGGAGGAGAGGAAGAAGAGGGAGACACACGAGGCGCUGGCUCGAAGGCUCCAGAAGCGCAUCGUCCUGCUGACCAAGGAGCGAGACGGCAUGCGUGCCAUCCUGGGAUCCUACGACAGUGAGCUAACGCAGGCUGAGUACUCACCCCAGCUGACACAGCGCAUGUGGGAGGCCGAGGACAUGGUUCAGAAGGUGCAUGCCCACAGCUCGGAGAUGGAGGCUCAGCUGUCUCAGGCCCUGGAGGAGCUUGGGGUUCAGAAGCAAAGAGCCGACACGCUGGAGAUGGAGUUGAAGAUGCUGAAGGCCCAGACAAGCUCAGCCGAGGCCAGCUUCCCGUUCUGCAAAGAGGAGGUAGAUGCGCUCAGGCUGAAAGUGGAGGAGCUUGAGGGCGAGCGGAGCCGCCUGGAACAGGAGAAGCAGGCGCUGGAGAUGCAGAUGGAGAGACUAACCCUGCAGGGCGACUACAACCAGAGUCGAACCAAAGUGCUGCACCUGAGUCUGAACCCGGCCAGCAUGGCCAGGCAGCGCCAGCGUGAGGACCAUGAGCGGCUGCAGGGGGAGUGCGAGCGACUUCGGGGGCUCGUGCACGCCCUGGAGAGAGGGGGUCCCAUCCCUGCUGACCUGGAGGCUGCCUCCAGCCUGCCCUCAUCCAAGGAGGUGGCAGAGCUGCGCAAACAGGUGGAAAGUGCCGAGCUGAAGAACCAGCGGCUCAAGGAGGUUUUCCAGACCAAGAUCCAGGAGUUCCGCAAGGUUUGCUACACACUGACCGGCUACCAGAUCGACGUGACCACCGAGAGCCAGUACCGUCUCACCUCCCGGUACGCCGAGCACCAGUCCGACUGCCUCAUCUUCAAGGCCACAGGACCCUCGGGCUCCAAGAUGCAGCUGCUGGAGACGGAGUUCUCUCGGUCCGUGCCGGAGCUCGUUGAGCUGCACCUGCUGCAGCAGGACAGCAUUCCCGCCUUCCUCAGCGCGCUCACCAUAGAGCUCUUCAGCCGGCAGACCGCCAUGUAGCCGCUCCCGAGAGCCUUCCUCAGCGUGCUCACUAUGGAGCCCUUCAGCCGGCAGACUGCCAUGUAGCCGCUCCCGAGAGCAGCUCACGCCGUAGCCGCUGGACCUCCGCCUAGCCUCAACCCGCAGCCUCUCAGACUGCAGCCCCGACCUUGGCCUAGCCCUCCACCUCCCACAGAGUCACCCCACCCAUCCUUUCACAAACACUAGCUGUGGCCUCUGCUCAAGCAGCCACUGAGUCCUUGACCCUGGCCAGCAGAAGCAGCUGUGGGAUGAGCAAGCCAGAUCACACCCCACCACUCUCUCUUGACCUGAGCACUGGGACUCCACCCCCGGCCCUGUUCAGGGUCCCUUUCCUACACUUCCCAAGGUGCCCCAUGCCACCCCCAGUCCCACGUGCUUGGAUGCUUGUGUCACUUUGACUCCCAGGCUGUGGCCCGAAUCCACAGCCUCAGCCUAAUGAAAUAAAUUGUUAUCUUUAUCGCA